GUCUUAUUUGAACAGAGUUUAAGAUUUAUUUUAAGUCGCGUAAACGGAUGACAAAAUGAACUGACGUUGAUGAAACGACGCAGUUUGUAGUAGGGGAUUUGUCAUUUUAUUGAAAACCAGAGAUAUCCAGUUUUGACUAAAUCAUAGCAGUGAAUAGCAUUUAAAAAAUAUGAUGUACCAAAUUGCUGUAGGCAGGUGACACUAUACAAGAUCGAAAUAUAGAGCAAUGGCUUUGAACAAGUAUAUGCAUCCAAGAAACAUUUACAAAACAAGGAAACCAGACUUUAAAGCCCUGUCUUCAAAAUAUGAUUACUUCAAUGAAAAAGUAAAAGUGAAUGCAUCUGGUAAAGUGAUCCUAGAUUUCAAGGACCCUGCUGCUCUUAGGGCCCUUUUUAGGGCCCUCUUGGAAGAUGAUUUUGGACUUGCUGUGACAGUUCCACUGGACAGACUUAUACCUACAGUUCCACAGAGAGUAAACUAUAUUCUUUGGCUGGAAGAUAUCAUUGGGAAGGAAAAUGGAGCAAAAGGAAUUGAUAUAGGAACAGGAUCAAGCUGUAUCUAUCCGCUGUUGGGAUGUAGACUGAACCAGUGGCAGUUCCUGGCAUCUGAAAUAGACGAUCAGAACAUGUACUUCGCCAACAAGAAUGUAGCUAGUAACAAAAUGGAGGAUAAAAUUACAAUAAAGAAAGUAACAGAGGACACUCUACUGAUAGGGCUAGUUGAUGAAAAUGAGAUAUAUGACUUCAGUAUGUGCAAUCCUCCAUUCUACUCAGAUCAUCUUGAGGCACAGGGUAUAACAUCCGCGCGGAAUGACGACAGGUCAGAAUCGUCGUCCAUAUCUACAGCAAGUGAGGCGGAGAGUAUCGCAUGGGGUGGAGAAGUUAGAUUUGUAACACAGAUGAUUGAAGAAUCCCUCAUACUGAAAAAUAAAAUCAGAGUUUAUACGAGCUUACUGGGUAAAAAGAUGAGUUUGUCCCUGCUGAAGGAUGUGCUGCAAAGGAAAAAGGUUCCUAAGUAUGCCUCCACUGAAUUUUGUCAGGGCAAGACCAUGAGAUGGGGAAUAGCUUGGACAUUUGAUGAGACAGUGGAAUUUCCGAAAUCUUCAUUUAAAGAACAGAAGAAUAUUAAGCCACCUCUACAUUUGGAAAUCCCACGGUCAUCAGCAGAAGUGGUGGGAGACUACACUGUCCCAACUCACUCCUGGUUUCUUAUAAAACAACUGGAGGAGCUAAAGAUUCACUUCUACACAAAGCACAACGGAAAGUUCUAUGCCUGUUUUAUCAUCCAAGCUAAGGAAAAUACAUGGUCUCAUCAGAGGCGAAAACGAAGACAACAACACAAACAUGAGACCGAACUUAAAGCAGGUGAUCAGAAAAAAUCAGUUGAAAGUGAUUUAAAAGACGUUGAAAAAAGAAGCAGCAAAUUGGAAAACGCUGGUAAGGAAAUUGAAGCAGAGAGUGCAAGUAAAGGUAUUGACUCGGAAUGUAAUCCUGCAGAAAAGAUAGAAGACAUUGAAAGUGAAGUUACUGAUAAAAGUUUAGAAGUGGAAAAAAAAGUUAGAAAAAGAACAUUGAGUGAUCAAGACAGUGGUCUUGAUUCAAAAAAGGUAAAACUUGACUCAGACGAUCAGUGUAAAGAAGUUGAGGGUAAAGGUAAGAAUACAGAAGAAAAUGGAAAUGGUAACCUUGGCGAGAAGAAUGACUUAACUGAUGAAACUGUUAAACAGGAAGUUGAAAGUUCUAAUAAACUUGUACGGAAAGACGUCAUAGAACAGUUCUGGAAAGAGAAGCAGGCAAACAGUGAGAAAAAGCCUGGAAAGAAAGUAGAGAAAUCCUUCUACGAGUCUCUUGAACCAUUUAAUGAGGAAGAGGAAUGUUUGUUGUUGAGUAAGAUUGUGCUAAGGAAAGAGGAAGGAAUUAUUUCACUUUCUAUGACAUACAUGAGCGGAAAAAGGGAAUCCAUGCAUCAGAUAUUACAGUUUUUCAAGAACAAACUUUGUGCAAAGCAGAAAAGUUAAUAUUUUACAUUUUGAAAAAAAAAGACAUACCAGGUAGUUGAUCUGUGUAAUGUUGAAAAGUAUCAGGUAAAAUAUUUUUUUUAUUUAGCUGAUCUAAGCUCAGCCUAUGGUUAGCUUAAGCAAGAUGGGUAGUCUGGCAUACAUUUUUUAGUUACCUUUAAACAACAUCAGUUAACAUAAAAAACCUGUUGACUUUGAAAUAGCAGAAUUGAAAAAAUCUCAGUAUUUCUAUGUUAAUAGGUUAAGAAAAUUGGCUUUGUUCAUUUGACUUUUCACAUGUAACUUACAAAAAUGCUGGUAAACAUUUUUCAUAAUCAAAUAUAUUUUCAUCUGUUAAAAAAAUGUAAAGUGCAUGCUUUGUCAAUCUUGUUUAAUUCGUAUUCUGAAGAAUCCAUACAUACACAGUUUUAGCUGAUUAUACCAUCAACAUAUCCAUCAGUUGAUUAGAACCCAUCCUAUAGUGCAAGUGGACGAUUCCUAAUGUACAUUGUUUUAGCUACUUACACUCUAAACAUAUCCACCAAUUGAUUAGGAGCCAUUUUAUAGUGCGGUGGACGAUUCCUUAUGUACAUUGUUGUAACUGCUUAUGCUCUUAAUAUAUACGUCAAUUGAUUAGAACCAACCACAUCUGGUUGUAUACAGUCCACAUAUCCACUGAUUGGUUAGAAGAAAUGGAAAAAACCACAUGUAUAUUAAACAGUCAGUGUAGUCACCAGUUGACUUUUAUUGACCAUAGACUAUCCAUAGACUAUAACAUUCUUUACUAAUAACACUUACUGUACUGAUUACUGAUAAUGAGAAUAUCACCUUUAUAUAACGACCAGAAAGACUAAUAAUGCAUCUUGGAGAGAAAAAAAUAGGACUUUCUUGUAUUGCUGGUGCACUACCGCAAGCAUCUGUAGGUGGGGUAGCUCCAGUAAUAAUAACCAAAGGCUUUGGGGAUGAAACCUGGUGAUCACCCGACAAUCAUGGUGAUACAUCUCAGUUGGUCAGGUUUUGUUUUUUUAAAGAUGUCCACUUUUUUGCAUGUGUUUGCUGUUCUUUUGUUAAUUUUUUGCAUACUUUAACCUAUUUUGCAACAUUUUCAGUUUGAUCAGUUUUCACCCUUGUUUAUAUUUGUACAUAAACAGUACAAUAUAGAUAGUUUAAAAGUAAUUGUCUCAAAUUGGAUAUAUACGCACACACAUGGAAUGUAAUAAUGUAUUUCACACUCAAAACAUUCUUACAUUCAGUAGGUGAGAAUUUAUGUUUGUACAGCAGUUUCAAACAGCGAUGAUCUCUGAACAUAUUUGCAUUAUGCAUGAUAGGUGAUUUUCAGAUGUAAUCUGUCUGAUUUUGGGGUCACUCGAUCAAAGGUCAAGGUCACAGGGGCAUGAACUUGGGAAAACUUUUUCCAUUUCAUAACUUGAGAACCAACAGGCCCAAAAUGUUGAAACUUAGUGGUAUGAUUGGACAUGCCAAGUACCUAGAUGAUCCCUAUUGCAGCCAACCAUUUGUCCACAGUUUUUUCCACAGUCACUCUGGAAUAUGUACAGUCAGGCACUGGAAACUGUUAAAUAAAUUUUCCUUCUUUCUAUAUUAAAUAUCUUUGGAGGGCCGUGUUCUACAAAACUGUAUAAAAACUGUACUUGAAGGGCCAGAGAUAAACGAAAUUAAAAUUGUAGCAGUUAAAACAUUAAAUUAAAUGAAAUACAAAAAAAUUGCUGCGGUUCAACUAAUUUGACUUUACCCUGGUAAGAAGGUAACCUACCUCUUUAAAACACUGACCCAGUUAAAACCCGUUUUUCUUCUGCAGGCAGAGGAUUCUUCUUCUUAAUGCCUGGCUGGAUUGUUCAAAUUCUUUUCCUGUGAUGGCUAGUGAUAAGUAUGACUGUGAAUGAUUCUGAUGUUGUGUUUUUGUGCUCCCUCCCCAUGAGUGGUCUCCACAUGAGUGGUGGGGCCAUAUAGAUUUGGUCUUGUCCGUGCGUCUGUGUGUCCAUACAUAGUUCGUGAAGUGCCUUGCUAAAAAAGUAUUCAAUAUAAAUUGAUGAAACCAUGCAGGAGUCUUUAUAAUGGUAUGAACUUGCACACCUCCUAUGUUUCGUCUGGCUUCAGCCCCCUAUUUCUGGAGUAAAGGCCCCUAUUUCUAGACUUACAACUCAAAAGGUAUUUGAUGUAGAUUCAUGAAACCUUGCAUGAUUCUUAAUCAUGAUCUGAGCUUACACAUCUCCUAUUUUGUAACCGGGCCUGCCCCUAUUUUCAGAGUUAUGGCCCAUGAAAUAGUCAAAAAUGCACAUUGUCAGAUUGUGACGCGCCUAGUUCAAAAAGUAUUCAAUAUAAAUUUAUUUAUCCCCCUGCCAAAGGCGAAGGGGAUAUUAGAGAUGCUCUCCGUGCGUGCGUGCGUGCCUCCGUCCGUGCAUCCGCAACGAUCUUUGUCCGGAGCAUAACUCCAAAAGUACUGGAGGGAUUUUCUUCAAACUUCAUACACUGAUAGAACACAUUGGGAGGAAGUGCAGUGUGCAAGAACAAUAACUCUACCUUGCCUAUUUCUUGAGUUAUUCCCCUUUAUCAUAUUUUCUUGAAACAUUUUGUCCGGAGCAUAACCCCAAAAGUACUGGAGGGAUUUUCUUCAAACGUCAUAUCGAGGGCUUAGCGCAAAACUACUGUAUCUUGUUCUUUAUUUAUAUACAGUUACAAUAGUUUUGCACCAAGCCCAUGAUAUACAAAUAGAACACAUUGGAAGGAAGUGCAGUGUGCAAGAACAAUAACUCUACCGUGCCUAUUUUUUGAGUUAUUCCUCUUUAUCAUUUUUUCUUAAAAUAAAUUUGUCCGGAGCAUAUCUUCUUCAUGCAUGGAGGGAUUUUGAUAUAUCUUGGCACAAAUGUUUACCACCACGAGGCGGAGUGUCAUGCCAAAAGAACCAGGUCCGUAGGUCUAAGGUCAAGGUCACACUUAGAGGUCAAAGGAUACAAGAAUAAAAACCUUGUCCGGAGCAUUUCUUCCUCAUGCAUAGAGGGAUUUUGAUAUAACUUGGCACAAAUGUUCACCACCAAGAGACGGAGUGUAAUGCGCAAGAUCCAGGUCACAAGGCCUAAGGUCAAGGUCACACUUAGAGGCCAAAGAUCAGAUACAAGAAUGAUGUUGUCCGAAGCAUUUCUUCUUCAUGCAUGGAGGGAUUUUGAUGUAACUUGGCACAAUUAUACACCAUCAUGAGAUGAAGUGGCAUGAGCAUUUCCCUUCUUUAGAAUUACUUCCCUUUGUUGUUAUUUUAAAUAGCUUUUAUUGCAACUUUUUCGUUACUAGUCAUAGGGAAAAACCGAGACCACUUUUCUGUAAGACAACAAGCAUGCUAAAUCCAAUUUUGAGGUGUAUUUUGACCAAUCUCUACCUGAUAAAGAUUUUUGUGUGGACUUGUAAUUUUUUUUUUUUUUUUUUAAUUUUUAGCUCAUCUGAUUUUUUGAAAAAAAAUGAUGAGUUAUUGUCAUCACUUGAGCGGUUGUCGGCGUCGGCGUCGGCGUUGCUUGGUUAAGUUUUAUGUUUAGGUCAGCUUUUCUCCUAAACUAUCAAAGCUAUUGCUUUGAAACUUGGAAUACUUGUUCACCAUCAUAAGCUGACCCUGUAUAGCAAGAAACAUAACUCCAUCUUGCAUUUUGCAAGAUUUAUGGCCCCUUUUGUACUUAGAAAAUAUCAGAUUUCUUGGUUAAGUUUUAUGUUUAGGUCACCUUUUCUCCUAAACUAUCAAAGCUAUUGCUUUGAAACUUGAAAUACUUGUUCACCAUCAUAAGCAGACCCUGUACAUCAAGAAACAUAACUCCAUCUUGCUUUUUGCAAGAAUUAUUGCCCCUUUUGGACUUAGAAAAUCAGUUUUCUUGGUAAAAUUUUAUGUUUAGGUCAACUUUUAUCCUAAACUAUCAAAGCUAUUGCUUUAAAACUUGCAACAGUUUUUCACCAUCAUAAGUGGACCCUGUACAGCAAGAAACAUAACUCCAUCCUGCUUUUUGCAAGAAUGAUGGCCCCUUUUGGACUUAGAAAAUAUCAGAUUUCUUGGUUAAGUUUUAUGUUUAGGUCAACUUUUUCUCUUAAACCAUCAAAGCUAUUGCUUUAAAACUUGCAACUGUUGUUCACCAUCAUAAGCUGACCCUGUAAAGCAAGCAACAUAACUCCAUCCUGCUUUUUGCAAUAAUUAUUGCCCCUUUUGGACUUAGAAAAAUCAUUUUCUUGGUUGAAUAUUAUGUUUCAGUCAACUUUUCUCAUAAACUAUCAAAGCAAUUGCUUUAAAACUUGCAACAGUUUUUCACCAUCAUAAGUGGACACUGUACAUCAAGAAACAUAACUCUAUCCUGCUUUUUGCAAGAAUGAUGGCCCUUUUUAGACUUAGAAAAUCAUGGGUAGGACAAUAUUUCUAUUAUACAAAAAAAAUCAGAUGAGCGUCAGCACCCGCAAGGCGGUGCUCUUGUUUUAUAAAGAUCAACUUCCCUUAGUUGUUACUGUAAAUAACUUAUAUUGUAACAUUUUUAUGAUUGACCCUAGGGGAAAAAACAAGACCACUUUUCUGUGGUACAACAUAGAUGUUACUCUCCAAUUUUAAGUGUAUUUUAUCAUAUAUAAGGUACCUCUACCUGGUAAGGAGUUUUUUGUGGACUUUAAAAAACAAAAGACUUACAAUGAUUACUAAACAACCACAAAAUUAACAUUCCAUUUGCAAAUACAGGUGCUAGAGUAAAGAAAUUUGCUUUGACGGGUAUAUAUUGUGACAUUCUGGCACUCUUGUUCCCUAUUAGCUUUCCAUUCAGUCUUUUUACAGUAGCCAUAUAGAAAAACAUCAUAGCUAUACUGUUCAUGAAAAUUAAUAAAAUUUAGCAGUAAACCGCCUAAUUACUGACUUAUUCUUUGUUCCACCCCUGAUGCGGACCACAACUAAACGGUUCUUCAAAGCUUUCCCCAAAAUUAAUACUUUCAGACACUAACUUGCCAGGAACUUUAGCCUUCAGUUAUAAUAUGCCCAGCGGGGGGAUUAGUCAUGUGUAACAUGGCUCUUGUUAAACCUUGUAUGAGUCUUUAUCAUGAUAUGAACUUGCUCACCUCCUAUUUUUCAUCUGAAUCAGCCCUCUAUAUCCAGAGUUAUGGCUCUUGAAAUAGUCAAAAAUGCACAUUUUCACCUUGUGACGCGCCUAACUCAUAAAGUAUUACAUAUGAAUUGAUUUAACCUUGCUCGAGUCUUUAUCAUGAUAUGAACUUGUGCACCUCCUAUUUUUUGUCUGCCCCAGCCCCUAACUUACAGAGUUAUGGUCGCUGAAAUAGUCAAAAAUGCACAUUUUCACCUUGUGAUGUACCUAGCUCAAAAAGUAUAUGAUAUAUAUUCAUGUCCAUGUAAUGUUUGUUUAUGCUAUACACCAUUAAGGUUUUGAAGUAGGCCUUGAGGAACAAAAAUCAAACAACAUCAUUUUCAAAGGGAGACAAUUUUUUCUCGACGAUUACUUAAAAUAAUCGGAAAAAGUUGUCUCCCUUUGAAAAUGAACCUCCAUUUGUACUUAAAACAAUCAGAAAAAGUUGUCUCCCUUUGAAAAUGAAUACCAUUUGUAAAGAAAUAAAGAUAAACAAUUGCUGAAAACUAUGUUCCACCUUGUUAUUCGAAAUUUCACCACUCGCAUGCAAUUGCAAAUGCAUCAAAACAAACAUGUGUAAUUGUUUUUUCAAAAUUGUUAGUUUUUAAAAGCGUUUAACUGUCCGGAAGUGGAGCUCCUUUAGGCAGUCCUUUUCCGGAAUUCAGUGUUUAUAUCAGUAAACUGACACUUGUUUUGAAAAGUAAUAUGUAUACAUGUUUUACUUGCUGUUCAUUUUUCAUGUCAAACAACUCUUUCUUUCUAUGAUUUGUUGUUGUUUGAGUUUUGUUUCUCAAGGCCUACUUCGAAACCUUAAUGGUGUAUAGCAUAAACAAACAUUACAUGAAAAGGAUUUAUUUUAAUUAGUCUAGGCUAUAUACUUCUUGAGCUAUGAGCAUCACAAACAAAAAAUCCACUAUUUCGGCUAUUUCAAGGGCCAUAAAUCUGUAAUAAGCACAAAGAUUCUCAAGAAGAAUGCCAAGUGUGCAAGGUAACAUUAUGAUAACACUGCAACCAUUUGAAUUAUUUCUCCUAACUUGUGACAAAUGUACCAGUGGGGGCACACCCUGUGUCUAAAGACACAUCCUAGUUAAAGUAUUGACAUCAUCGGCUUGCCCUGAAAUUCAAGACCAUUGUCACACUAUUCCUGGAAACCGGUGUUCUAGCAUUAACUUUUAUAGCGCAGUUGCUACUUCAGCCUUUGACUUCAGUGGCUGUGGCAUUAUGUAUCUUGAGUGAAUAUCAAUUACUUGUCAUGUUUGUAGUAUAUACUUGUAUGUUAGCCUUUCAUAUUUUCAUGUUCAGAAUGUCAAUUUGCCAUCUUUGAUUAGAAGACGAAGAUUUUACAGUCUUUGGCAAAGGUUUAUUUGUAAAUCUUGGAUAUGGCAUGUGAUGGUACAAGCUUCAGUGGAGUAUUCCUGUAAUACGUUUCUCACUGAACCCUGUAUAGCAUUCCUUUAGUUUGAUCUACAAAAUACGUGAACUGCAGCCAUCAUAUGGCACAAGGUCUAUAAUUCUGGCACAGAUAUAAAGUGACUUAUGUCCCUUUUUACUUAAAUUGAUGCUUUUUCACUCUGUUUCUGUUGUUACUAAAUGGACUUUAUUCAAACUUAAAAUGAUGGUUCUACAUGGUCAAUAACAUUAUAUGACUCAGUGUUAUGUUGCUGACACUAAAAGUUAUACCCCCUUUUUACUAGAGUUUCAGGUUAAGUUGUGAUGCACUUCUGUUCUAUCUCACUAAUUUGAUUGUAACAUCUAAUUGUUGCCCCACAUUAUUAGCCUCACAAUAUCACACAAUGUCCUGGUGCAUUACUUAUGCAGAAAUUUCUAUGAAUUAUGUCCCUUUUAUGCUUUGUUAAUGUUUUGAUAUACUUCUCUAUCCCAGCUAGACACAGACAGUUGCAUUUGACACAGCCUUAAGCUUUCAUCCGAUAUCAUCAUCCACUUUGGAGUAAUUUAACACUUCAGUGACAGCUCUGGCUUCCUCACAUGUGCACUGUUUUACCAUCAAGCAUCGAAAUGGUCGGGCAUGCUGUCUUCUGAGACGGUUCUUGUUAUUCUUAGCUGUUGAACAGCACGUGCAUGUAGAUGUCGUCGACGUUUUUUCCGGCUGGGUGGUUUCAUCUGAAAAGGAUGGCAUCAGUAUUCUUACAUAAACAAUUAUACAAAUAUUAUCAAUGAUAUUACUUCACAAUUUCAGCAUUUUAAAAGGAAGGAUUGCCAGUCCCACCAAGAUCAGGUGUUUCUAUGAAAUAACUUUAAAGUUUCAUGACGGUCUUUUGAAUGUUAGAAACAAUUUGGCAAACAUGCAUUUACCUAACUACUUACUCUUAAUAAAUGACAGUAAAGCUGAAAAGCUGAAAAAAAUGCAUAAAAUGAUGAAAUAUACAAAUACAGUAAUAGUAUGACCCUAAAAGAUACAUAAAAGAUGAUUUUCAUACGCCCAAUUGGGCAUACUAUUUUUUGAUGCCAGUGUCUGUCUGUCUGUCUGUCCGUCUGGAAAUCAUACCUAGAAAAUGGUUUGAUAUAUUUUAAUAAAAUUUUAUAUACAUGUUCACCAUUAUGGGGAAAAUGUCAGUCAAAUUACCCAAGUAACACCAGAGUUAUGGCCGUUUGUAGUUUCUAGUGUUAACUAUGUAGGUUACUAUAAAUAUGGCAAUUUCUACUUCGUAACUAUGAAACUUCGAAUUGAGAUCAACAUAAUGUGGUAGUGCACACACAAUUUCGUCAAACUUAAAUGAAAAAAAUUGUCAUAGGGUACAGGGAUACAGCCCUGAGUUUCAUUAGGCCCAUACACCUACUGAAAAGACCUUUCAGAAAGACCAUGCAUUUACGUGCAAUACAACUAAAAUGUGUAUUGGAAGGGAGAUAAGUCUUACCUGAGAGUAACAGCAAGUUUGAACAAAGUAAUUCAUCUUGUUAUUUACCUUGUAAAAAGGACGUGUAUGUUUUGCAUCAUAGAUAUUCAGCAUUAAAUGAUCCAUUAAGAUUGUUCAAAUUUCAAAUAUCACAAAAGCGCAUUAUAACAAAAUAAUGAGUAAAAGUAACUGAAAAUAUAAAAAGAAAAACAAAAAAAGAAAUGUUCUAAAUGUGAAAUUUACUGUAAAAUUUACUGUGAAAUGUAUAGUUAAUCAAAAUUUUCUGCAAUACAAAUCAAAAUCCUAACUGUCUGCGAAUGACUGCAAACGAAAGCGGUUCUUGUGGUUCAUCAGUCACUUUUAAUUUAAACAUUUCACUAAAUUUGUUGUCCUCCCGUCUCCGCUUAUCUUCCAUAGCCACCCUUAAAGUGUUUGCAAAAGUUUGAAGAUACAGUUUGUCACAUUGUUUCAUUCUAAUGAAUAUCCUUAAGUAUUUCAGUUGACCUGAAUGGACUAUUUUCCUGCACAAGUCUUUCAUAAGAUCAUUUGACCUGAAUGGACUAUUUUCCUGCACAAGUCUUUCAUAAGAUCAUCACAUUCCUAAAACGUAAAAAGCAAGACUAAAAAUUCAAGGUCAGAAGUCCUGUAGAAAUUUAGGAAAUUCGCUGUCGGGUCUGCUAGUAGCCUUAGGAAAUGUUCGUGGCUGCGUUUGCAGUCCCUCUGCAGUUCGUUACUGAAAAAUCCAUACUUUCGAAAUCAGAAAUGUAUAGUCCAUCAACAAAUUUUUCCGAAUUCCAUUUCAAACUUAUAUCCAUAAAUUUUGAGCGUUUUGCAAGUGUAGAUUCUCUUAAUUCUUCCAUUUUAAGUUGAGUGAGAAAACACGUUUUAAAUGAGUGAGAUGUUGUUUGUCUAUGCGACGUGAUCGAAUCAUGGAUAUAGUUAAUAUGGAAUUAACUGUGGAUACAUUUUUGAGUAGGCUAAAGGCUGAAAGCCUUUUGACGAGUCCUUGCUGUUCAGCGAUUAUCUAAAUGGACAGAAUAACACGUGAAGGGAUGUAGUUCCAUUAGAUUUCUCAAACUUCAAACAGUUCACUGCAUGAAUGAAGUUAAGUUGUGUCAAUUCCCUUCGCUAUGACCAAUAUACGAUGUAAUCUGUCAUAUUUAUGACUUGUAAUUGUGCAAUACUCGAAUGUAACUCAUUAAGCAUAAAUGUGCAUUUUAAGAAUUGCGCAGGCUUACAAAGCUUGGGUAACAUCCGGUGAAAGACAAAAAAUAGUUCCACAGGGCUCCAGAUAAGAUGCGUAUUAGUGUAAAUUAUGUAUAGAAAUAAUGCAAAUACGCAUGUCUAAUAAUUUCUAAGCAUAUAAAAACGUAUAUAAAAUUACAGAAACGCACACAAUGCUUUUUUAAAAACAAAAUCUGAAUCGUCUGGAUGCGUUAGGUAACAUAGCCGAUCAGCCUUAAUUCUCCCACAUUGAACGUAAACACGCAUCGUAUGAUUUCUAUAAACUUUGCGUGGGUUGAAUUUUGCAGUCAGUAAACGGAUAAAUUAUCGGAAGAAGAAGCUCUUACUGGUUUGUUUAGUUACUACUGAUAUUAAAAAUGAUUUUAAUUCUUAUUUUUCGAGAAAUAAACAAAUCAGCGAAACAUUAAAUUGUAUUUUCUUGUAGUUUUUGAAAUCGAAAGUAGAUCGUCUAUGUUUGGCUGCUUUCACGAAACGAAACAACUUUUUUAUGAAAAGAUUUAAAUAAGAGGUAAUUUAACCGUAAACUUCAAUGUCAGAUACUGCCAACUGCUGCUAAAUGUCUUCGUAUCAUCACAAUUUGUAAAAUAUAUUGUUGAAACUGGAGAAAAGUGUAAUCGUAUCCGGAUAUAAUAUUUUGGGUAAAUAUCGAGCUGUGUUAUGAAAUUUUAAGAAAAAAACUAAAAACAAACUGAAACUGGUAGACUAUACUGUCAGUACAUCAAUCAUUAGCCGACUCAGGCCCUUCAGGCCUUUGAUUAGCUCAACUAUUCAAAGAAUAAGGGAGCUAUCCUACUCGUCCCGGCUUCGGCGUCACACAAAUGUUAAAGUUUGCGUACCACCCCAAAUGUAAAAAAAGGAGGUUUCUCUAUCAAGCAUUUUGACUGAAUUAUGGCCCCUUUUCAAUUUAGAAUAUACUUAUUGUAAUAAAAUAUUUUCAAAGUCCAUUGAGAUAUUGCUUUCAUAUUUUGCGUACUUGUUUACCAUUAUGACCCCAGUCUGUAAAAAGGAGGCGGCAACUCUAUCAAGCAUUUUGACUGAAUUAUGGCCAUUUUCGACUAAGAAUAUGCUUAUUGUAAUGUUAAAGCUUUACUCAUAGCUUAUAUUAUACUGUCAAGCACAGAGAAUAGUCGAGCGCGCUGUCAGCUGACAGCUUUUGUUAUGAGAUGGAGUUACCUUUUACACGCAAGUUGACUAUGAUAAACCAGUAUAGUUUAACUUUUAGUUGGUAUAUAAAACAAACAACAUUUUUAAUGUAAUUUUAACAGUGUCUUAACUAUGUCGUGUCAUACUUUUAUAAACAUGUUUGAACUUUAUAUUUUUAUCAAAUAAAAUUAGUACAAAAGA
This is a messenger RNA of Mercenaria mercenaria, 12545 nucleotides long. Its product is annotated as RNA N6-adenosine-methyltransferase mettl16-like. Gene Ontology annotation, biological process: rRNA base methylation. Bases 227 to 2017 code for a protein of 596 amino acids. The record is from RefSeq and is a predicted model, not a curated record. Gene Ontology annotation, molecular function: 23S rRNA (adenine(1618)-N(6))-methyltransferase activity. NCBI's taxonomy places the organism in Eukaryota, Metazoa, Mollusca, Bivalvia, Venerida, Veneridae. Gene Ontology annotation, cellular component: nucleus. The transcript has 8 exons.